UUUACCAAAAUCAUCGAAUCUAUUUUUAGGGUUUUGUUUUUUCUCUCUAGAAUUUUUAUUGUUUAUCUUCUUCGUGAGAUACUCCUUCGAAUCGUAUCUCUGUGAUAUAUAUAAAUAAUUCUUGAGCAUUUCUGAUUCGUAUCUGGGAAUCUUUGAAAUUGGGUUCGAUUCUUCAAACAAAAGCCGCAUCCAAUGAAUCAGAAUCUUGAAGUUCUAUCCAUGGAUUCACUACCAGUGGGAUUAAGAUUCCGUCCUACUGACGAGGAGCUGAUCCGUUACUAUCUGCGGAAGAAGAUCAACGGCCACGAUGGCGACGUCAAAGCUAUCCGAGAGAUCGAUAUUUGCAAAUGGGAGCCUUGGGAUUUACCUGAUUUUUCUGUGAUCAAAACAAAAGAUUCAGAGUGGCUCUUCUUCUGUCCAUUGGACCGGAAGUAUCCCAAUGGAAGUAGACAGAACCGGGCAACAGUCGCAGGCUACUGGAAGGCGACAGGGAAAGACCGGAAGAUAAAAACCAGUAAGACUAACAUUAUCGGUGUGAAGAGAACUCUGGUUUUCCACGCUGGUCGAGCUCCUAAGGGAACCAGAACUAAUUGGGUUAUUCAUGAGUAUCGUGCCACCGAGAAUGAUCUUAGCGGCACCAAUCCUGGCCAGAGUCCGUUUGUCAUAUGCAAAUUGUUCAAGAAACAAGAACUGAAUUUAGCAGAAGAAGAUUCAAAGUCGGAUGAAGCUGAACCUGCUGUCUCGUCUCCAACUGUUGAAGUAUCUGAGGUCACUAAAACAGAAGACGUGAAACCUUAUGACAUUGCAGAAUCUUCUCUUGUAAUCUCAGGCGAUUCUCAUAGUGACGCUUGUGAUGAGGCUACAACCGCUGAGCUUGUAGAUUUUGACUGGUAUCCGGAAUUGGAGUCCCUGGAUUGCAAGCUGUUCUCCCCAUUUUACUCUCAAGUCCAAUGCGAGCUUGGAUCCACUUUUCAGCCUGGCCCGAGUAAUUUUUUAGGGAACGACACCAACAGCUUCCAAGUUCAGACUCAGUAUGGUACAAAUGAAGAAAAUACACAUAUAUCCGAGUUUCUUGAUUCGAUUCUUCAGAGCCCAGACGAGGAUCCGGAGAAGCACAAGUAUGUUUUGCAGAGUGGUUUUGAUGGUGCAACCCCAGAUCAGAUUGCGCCAGCUUAUCCGCAGGGCACAGCAGUUCGCAUGAGCAAUGAUGUUUCAGUAACGGGGAUCAAGAUUAGGAGUCGACAGGCACAACCCUCAGGUUGCACCAAUGAUUAUAUAGCACAAGGAAAUGGCCCAAGGAGGCUGCGUCUGCAAACUAACCUUAAUGGCAGUAACUCGAAGAAUCCAGACCUUAAAGCUAUCAAGAGAGAGGCUGUGGACACUGUUGACGAAACUAUGAAGAUAGGCUGUGGAAAGCUAAUGAGAUCAAAGAACCAAACCGGUUUUGUGUUUAAAAGGAUUACGUCCCUGAAAUGUUCUUACGGAGGGCUUCUUAGGGCGGCUGUAGUAGCAGUUGUGUUCUUGAUGUCAGUCUGCAGUCUUACCGUUGACUUCAGAGCAUCUGCAGUCCCCUGAGAACUGGAAUUUUCUGUAAAUAUAGUGCUUGAACCUGGAUUUUUGCUUUUUUUUUUGUUUUUUUUGUUGGUUUCAGGCUUUUGUUUUAACCGGUGCCAGUUUAUAGUUUUACAUGUGUAGUUAGGUUUGUAAACAUUAUGAACUUAUGAUGAGAAGAGACCAAGAAAUCUAGUUACUACUUUUGACUUA
Messenger RNA from Capsella rubella, 1764 nucleotides. RefSeq names its product NAC domain-containing protein 62. Gene Ontology annotation, molecular function: DNA binding. Gene Ontology annotation, biological process: regulation of DNA-templated transcription. The record is from RefSeq and is a predicted model, not a curated record. The transcript is spliced from 6 exons. Lineage: Eukaryota; Viridiplantae; Streptophyta; Magnoliopsida; Brassicales; Brassicaceae. Bases 193 to 1575 code for a protein of 460 amino acids.